GGAGAUCUUGUUUUUGCCCUGUGGGUCGGUAUGUGCCGAGUUGCCACCUAGUUGAUUGUAUUCGUAAAAUUUCUCUUUAGUAUCUUUUCAGAUCAUCUUUUUCUGCUUUGGAAACACAAACCCUCGAAUAGGAUUCCAUGUGUUGACGCUCCACACAUGAACACUGGAGCCCCACACCUCACCAAACAAUGCCAGACGUCAGUCCUCUCAGAUUACCCCUGUGGGAGCUCUCCGGUCCAGGAUUUUGAAUGGCUUUGAUAGUGAGGUCCGCUUUGUGCCAGUGCGAGGCUCACUUCCCUGGAGAAAGAAUCACAAGUCAAACUACACAACAGUAGCUAAUGGCAAGUAAUGAUCUAAUAAGGCAGAGGAAUGGGAUUUAUGAUAGUGGCCAGAGCAUAAUAAUGAAUAUCCCUCCCUGGCGUGUUUGUCUUUUGUGUCACCAGCUUAGAAACUCCCCAAAUGGCAUCCCAUUUCAAAUGAAUAACUAAAUACCAUUUGGAAUGUGCACGUCUUUCAGCCGGUGUUAACGUCCCGCUGAGAACAAUGGAACCAGCUUGACAGCUGAAACACAAAUGCCAUAUGAUACCUUUGCAUUUCCUCAAUGUAAACAUGAGAAGUUUAUGUCAGUGUAAAGGUGUUUGUACACUAUUUUGAUACUUCAGUCCUUCAGUCUUUGUCUCAACCAAGAGAUGGCCACAAACUCUUGGUAUAAAGUCUACAUGGGUAAAUGUAAACCUUAUGUUAUGGAACUUUUUGAGUGAGAGAAGGAGGGGCAGCAGCUGAGCCAUCAUCAUAUGACAGCUCCUCCCACGCAGAGCAAACACCUCCCUCCAGCUGUAGUUCCUAGUCCCUCUCAGAGAGCCGCACAGUCAGAUGCAGAUAGCCAUAGGUUGCUCUCCCACUGGAGCACAACAACUCAGGAGUGACUGCAUCUGAAUGAGGACACGGUCUCUACCUGUUAAUCAUCAGCGUGGUGCAGACAUUUACUCCAGUCAUUUAUUGCAGACAUUUGACUGACACCCUCUGCCUCUAUCUGCUUGUGCAUCUCCAUUUUUGGAGCACUUUUGGCCUCUCUGAGUCAGACCUGAUCAGUUACAGGGCAGCAUGUUUUCAGUGCCAGAAAAAAUUAACUUUGAUCAAAUCCUCUGUCAAAUUGGAGGCUUUGGGAAGUUCCAGAAGAUCUUGUAUGUAUGGAUCUGCCUACCUCAGAUCUUUCUGGCGUUCCACAUGCUGGUCUCUGUCUUCACUGGGGCCGUUCCUCCGUAUCUAUGCCGCCCCUCGAGGCCUUCGGCGGGCGCUCCGUCCUCUUUGAACUACAACUUCAGCCGUCUGGUCGCCCCUGAUGGCCGGCCUGAGCUGUCCUGCGUGUUUCCCUUGAACCACAGCGGUGCUGCAGCUCUUGGUGAUGAACACCCUACUGGGAGAUGCCAGGGGGGGUGGGAGUACAGCACCGAGACCUUCCAAAGCACUAUAGUAACUGAGUGGGACCUGGUCUGUGAUAGUGCCAGCCUGAACACCUUGGGCUCCUCCAUGUACAUGUUUGGCCUCCUAGUUGGAGCUCCUGUGUUUGGGAGCUUAGCUGAUAAGUACGGUCGCAGGAUCAUCAUUCUCAUUAGCCUGGCCAUCCAGGCCGUCUUUGGGGUUGCCGCUGCUUUCGCCCCCAAUUUCUACGUCUACAUCGCGCUUCGCUUUGUAGUUGGAACAUCCAUCUCUGGAGUCAUCAUGAAUGCCUUUGUCCUAGGCACAGAAUGGACAGGAUCCAAGCAGCGGAUGUUGGCCGGCAUAAUCACCGACUACUUUUUCGGCUUUGGCUACAUUCUGCUGGCCGGAGUGGCGUACCUCAUAAGAGACUGGCGUAAACUGCAGCUGGCUAUCUCAGCGCCCAGUUUCCUCUUCAUCGUUUACAUCUGGGUGUUGCCAAAGUCAGCUCGCUGGUUAAUGGCCAAUAACAGAAAGGAGGAAGCAUGGGAACUGAUCCAGAAAGCAGCAAAGAUGAAUGGGAAACCGCUCAUCAAAGAUUUGGAGAUGUGCCAGAUCUAUAACAUUGAGGAGAAAACUGAGGUGAAGAAAAAAUACUCAUUCGUAGACCUUAUUCGAACCCCAAAAAUGAGGAAGCAGUCCUUGAUCGUUUUUUAUCUCUGGUUCGCCAACGUGCUCGUGUACUACGGCCUGUCUCUCAACAUUUCUGACUUUGGAAUGAACAUCUAUUUGACCCAGAUGAUCUUUGGCCUGGUAGAGAUGCCUGCACGCACCAUCACCCUGUUCACCCUCAACCGCUCCCGCAAGAUCUCCCAGCUAGCCUUUCUGACUGUGGGCGGCACGGCCUGCCUGCUGACCAUCUUCAUCCCCAAUGAACUGUCCGCCAUUAAAACCGUGCUGGCCAUGAUUGGGAAAUUCGGGAUCACAGCCUCUCUUUCCAUUAUUUACGUCUACUCAGCUGAAGUGUUCCCCACUGUCAUCAGACAGAAUGGGAUCGGUAUCAGCUCCAUGUGCGCCCGGACUGGAGGGGUCCUGGCUCCCAUGCUGUACCUUCUGAGGAACAUCAGUCCCCAGGCUCCCAUGGUUCUCUGUGGCUUGUGCCCUCUGCUGGGCUCUGGCCUCACCCUGCUGCUACCUGAGACCGCCAACAAGCCCCUGCCUGACACCAUCGAAGACAUAGAGGGACCCGACCUCAGCGAGGAGUAUGGCGGUGUGAAGCCAGUCGUCUUUGAGACCCCUCCGUGGAAAACGGACGUCGGCUGCGGCAUCAGGAUGGACUGAUGUACAGCAGCAGCUUCGGUUUAACCUCACAUCUCAUGAGGCAGUCAGUAUUUUUCAGGACUUUUCCAAAAAGGCAAACGUCUGUGCUUCCAGUUGAAGUCCAGAUUAGACUUUGUUUUUAUAGGUCUUCUUUGCCAGAUAUCCAGAUUCUGAACAGUUAUCCAUCAGUUUGUGUGUAAGUAUUUUUACCCUUUUUCACUUCUCUUUUGUACAAGUUUGUUUUUAUACGACAUCUAUGCAUUUAUUCCAGUGUGUUAAAUAUCAUUAUCUUAUUUUAUUUUGUCAGUGGAAUUAAAAUAACUCACUUUAUGUAAUGUUAAGAAUGAAAUGUACUCCAUACGCUAGUAGGUAUGACAAUACAAAUGACAGUCUCAGUCCUCAAGGAGCCAUUAUAGCUAGAAACUGGUGAAUCUGGUUAAACUGGUGCCGUGGUGUAUGUGCAAAACCUAAUGAAAAUGUUAAAUAAAGGAGGCAGCUUCAUCCGCUUACAUAGCACCUAUUUGCUGCAGUAACUCACGCAAGAAGUCCAGGAAACACAUUUUCGUACACAACACUUGAAAUGACUGAAAUGAGUGUGAUUUACCAGAGAAUGUUUCAGGCCUUAAAGCUGCAUUCAUUCAUUAUUUGUGGUCACUUGGGGGGCAGCAGAGCAAGCUGGAAGCACAACAUUGGCGAAGUGAUGAUACACUCUAUAAAGAUUUUGCUGAAAAUCCGCAGCCUGCUGUUGCUGGAAAUGAUAUUGGUGAGAGGAAUUAUGGGUGAAAACCAAAACGAUAAGCUUGAAGAUUCUAAAAGACAACAGUUUGGACCUCACUGAUGCUCUUGUGGGAGCAAAUCCCUUCAGCAGGUUCAACAACUGGUGGACAGACUGAAACUAGAAGAGUGGAAGCUGUUAUAGCAGCACAUUGAUGAACAUUGUUUGGGAACUGUUUCUUUUCUCAUCUUGUUUGUGUUCUGGAAGUUGGUGCAACGUGCUACAUGUAGCGUACAUCCUUCUGUGGGCGGCAAGGUGCUCCUUGUCUCUUAUGCCAACACACUCCUCCACAACUGUCGGCUUACUAUGAGGUGAUACACUCCCAAAUAAAACACUUCUCUGUUGGGAUGCUUGUCUCUGAGACCCGAUCAACUUUACUGUUUAUCCGAGGCUGUAGCAGGUUUUUUAUAGAGUGAUGGUAUGGAUAUCAUAUGAAACUAGAAAACCUAAAGAAUCCAUUGGUACCAACCAUGUCGAGAAGGAGGCUGAAUAACACUCCAAAGUUAUGUAAAAUUUGGCGAGAAAAAACUGCCAUGGCCAUUUU
This is a messenger RNA of Sebastes umbrosus (honeycomb rockfish), 4058 nucleotides long. RefSeq lists its product as uncharacterized. NCBI's taxonomy places the organism in Eukaryota, Metazoa, Chordata, Actinopteri, Perciformes, Sebastidae. Bases 1105 to 2760 code for a protein of 551 amino acids. Gene Ontology annotation, biological process: transmembrane transport. The transcript is spliced from 10 exons. Gene Ontology annotation, cellular component: membrane. The record is from RefSeq and is a predicted model, not a curated record. Gene Ontology annotation, molecular function: transmembrane transporter activity.